CCAAGCCCCUCCCAAGUUUAGCUAUAUUGAUAUGAAUAAAGAAUAAGCUUAUUGCAUUGCAUGCCAGUUAAUAGGCAGAUAGUUUUGACUGUUGGCUGACAAGCCAUGUAGUAAGUGUUUUAUUACAUUCCAUCGUAAAUACAUUUUCACAAAUUUCACUUUUAUCAAGUAGAAAACCUGUACUGUAAACCAGUCAGUAGUACUAAGAAUGGAUUUAUUUAGUGAUUUAUAUAAGGAGUCCAGUAGUUUUGUCUAUUAUUUGAGACUUGCCAUUUAAUGCAUUUAUAACUUUAUUAUUUGUGAAGAAGUUUGGAGGUCAAAAAUGCAAAUCCCUGGAUGAGGCCAUUUUAAUUGCCGCUAACUGAAAUACCAUUUCACAUUUCUUUCACAAAAACCUGAAAUACUUAACACAACUAACGACAGAUUUUCACACUAUAUGUAUGGCUUCUAAUAUGUUAAAGACAGACUUCAAAUUUCUUAUGUAAAUAAUUUUAGCACAGUAUUGUGAACUGUUAUUGUAUUGUCAAUACGGUAUUUAAUCACCUAUUUUAUAAUUUGAUCUCAAGAUGACUUACUGAGGUUGUUUUUUUUUUGACAUCUGCAAACAAGCUAAUAGGAUAUUUAUAUUAUUUGUCUAAAUACAUAAAUGUUAUAUUAAUGACCACAAUUCAUCUGUAUAUGUCUUAAAUGCUCUGUUUAUUUUCCGAUAGAUUGUAGCGAUAGUGAGAGAAAUUUUCAAACUGCCUUUGUAAAGUAGGUAAAAAUUGAUCCAAUUUUUAAAUUAUCAUCAGACUGUAACAUCUGGACACAAAAUGUAAGGAAUAUAAAAAUGUUGAUUAUUAUAGGAUACAGUUUUCUUUUCUCAUUAAAAGUAUGCAUUACAACUGCACGCAAACAGAGUAAAUGGGUUGUAUUAUAUGCACUGUUGAAUGUUUUCCUAUCAUUCCCUGAAUUAUGUCGAUAAAGAAGUGUGUGUGUUGUUUGUUAUUGUCGAGGAUACAGCAUUUUGUAAUUCGUUGAUUUGUAAGUAAUACAUUAUUUGUUGAAACUGAAUAAUGUCAAUGUAUUAUUUCAUGGAAAUUUAGGAAGCUGUAAAAUAUUUAUUUAGAGAAAGAAAUAGUUAUGAUUCUUUGUUUCUGUAUCUCGCGAUUUUUUAAAUCUCAGCUUAAAAUAUUUGGUUGGAGUAUUUUGUACAUGCUCAGUAUAAUAUUAUAAUUUUAUUAGGUUAAGUACUUGACCUGCACCUCAUAGUGUCAGUACUGGUAAAUGUGUUUUUUAUUGGUGACGGGGGAAGAGAGGGGGAGGGUUGAGGAGGAAAUGGGAAUUUUGAUAUAAAUUGAAGUAAAUACAUUUAAUUUGCAAAUUGCUAGUUUCAUAGCAUACUUACCGAUUUUUUCAUAUCCUGUUUGGAUAUCUAUAAACUGUGCAGAUCCUAGUUUUUUACUGUUAUUUAUGGAUAUAAAUUUACAUAUUUCUCUGCCUUUUGUAUGACAGAUAGAAAAUGUUUAAGGUUAUUUUAUGUUUUGUGUAGUUUAAGAUCUGGUUUUAUAACAGUCUGCUUUAUAGUCGCUAGACUACAAUGAAAAUGCUGAUGUUGGGUGGCAGGUAUUGAAUAAAGUGAGAUAUAUAGUAAAGGUAUGUUUCAACAGUGAAAACUGAUAUGAAAUGGUUUACUAGUAUUUAUGGAAAUAAAACAAUACUUUAUGUAUUUCAGGUUUUAGUUAAGACAACAAGAUGAGCACAGACAUUGGAGCACUGGAGAAACAGUAUGCCAAACUGCGUCGAAAACAGCACCAUGCUUGUGUUGUUAUUUCAGGCAUCAAACCUGUACGAGCUGACACAGAUAUGAAAUUGGAGAAAGACAAUCCUAGAAGUCCAAACACAGUGAAAAUGCCAGGAGAUGAGGACCAUCAAGUUGAGGGUUCUGUAGCCAUGCUAACCCUAUCUGUUCCCUUGGAAACAGAAAAAAGCCACAAAGACCUCACAGACCCUAUUUCUCCCACAAUUUUUGGAGAUGCCAAGUGUUUUUUUGUCCAAAGUCUCAAAAAGAAGAAAACAAAAGAAAAACAUCUUGCAAAACAUUCCAAAAGAUCUGAUAAACAUGAUAACAAAAUAAAUGCAGAUCAUUCUGAUACCAUUGAAGACGGUGCAGAUAGUAAACCAUAUCAUAACAAAUCAGCAGCAAACAAUUCUAAUAAGAAAGGUAAACAAGUUUGUUUCAGUGAUGAAAUAAAAGCUGCUAAUGAAUCUCAACCAGAAGGCAAAACUUCAGAGGAAAACAACAUUCAGGAUGGGGAGAUUGGCACAGAGGAUGACAAUGAAACUGAAGAUCACGAAAUAGAAAAUCAUUCUGAAAAUUAUAAAGGUGUUUCACUAGGAAAUGAUACCUUAACUGAAGAAACUUGUUUGAAUGAUGCCAGUAAGGAAAAUGGUCAUACUGAAAGUAAAGUUGAUACAGAAUUUUGGGACACUGAAAUUAAUGCAUGUCUCAAUGAUAUAGAAACUGAGCAUAAACUACUGGAUAAUGUUGAACAAACUGAAGAAGCCUCUGGUUGUGACAUAAAUGGCACUAUACAGAAUAAGAAAAUAGAAGCACAGACCAAGCUUUCAGAUAAGAACAAAGUGAAAGAUGAUUCUAUAGAUGCAUCAACUGAACACCAUCCAGACAUUCUACAACCAUCUCAAUAUCAAGUGUUCAGAAAUCAAGCUGUUAAAUACUCCAAACAGUAUUAUCCUUCCAGUCAUAAAUCACACAAAAAACAGAGAACACACUCGGAAAGUGUUGGAAAUACAAACAAGCAGAGCAUUUACCAGCAUUUCACAAUGACAAAACGGCAGCUGAGUCUAGAUUCAGCAUUUAGUUGUGAAAGUAAUACGACUACGCCAACAAAAACUUUAGAAUUUCCUUUCCCAGUGCAUUCAGUCAACGAGCACAAGAUAAAGGCUGGUAUGAAACUUGGUCUCUAUGACCAAAAGGCUCUAGAGAAACUGGAAAAAACUAGAAAAAUACCAAAGACUAAAUUGCCAAAUCUAACAUUUGAUUGAUGCACAUUGCUUAUGAAUUGGAGACCUGUAGCAUAGGGUUCAUAUAUGUUUUAUUAAUAUACAGAAACUACAUUUGAAAGUAUUGUCACUAUAGAAAAUGAAUGAAACAAAAAACAGUUUAUGAACUAAUAAUGGUUCAAGGCAGGUUUAAUUGCAUUCUAUGCUUCCAAAGGAUCUGUCAUAUCUAUAGAUUGUAUUGCUUGGUGUAGAUUUAAACUAUUUCUUAACAUUAUUUCAAUAAUUUAACAACAGUCACUUGAAAAUAUGUGUUGAAUAAAAUCCAGUUACUUGCUGUUGUAGAAUCAAAAUGAUUAGUUGCAAAUGGUCUGUUAUAACUGUCUUUUCGAACAUUUAAAAUUUUAAAUACUUUAGAGUUAAAAUUUUGCAUCAGUCUCCUUUUUUAUGAAUAUGAAAAAGCAAUCUUUGGAAGGCUUUGAUUAUGGCUGUUAAUGAUUGAAAUUUUUUAACUGACAACCUUGCUGAUACCGUAAUAAUAUGCUAUCUAUAUAUCUACUGCCAGUUAUCCCAAAAAUUAUAUAUACAGUUUAUGUAAACUAUAUGAAGCUUUGAAAACCUUUCUAAAAAGUUUCUUGCACUGUAAAUACCAGACACUAUAUUUUUGAUUACACUAUAUUAUAUUAAGAAUAUACUAAAAGUAUUAAAUAAUGGAUAUAUUUCAGUA
Molecule: messenger RNA, 3727 nt
Organism: Mercenaria mercenaria
Lineage: Eukaryota; Metazoa; Mollusca; Bivalvia; Venerida; Veneridae
Exons: 4
Coding region: 1735-3045 (436 amino acids)
Source: RefSeq, a predicted model, not a curated record